This is a messenger RNA of Encephalitozoon cuniculi GB-M1, 1323 nucleotides long. RefSeq lists its product as uncharacterized. Gene Ontology annotation, biological process: mitotic chromosome condensation. Gene Ontology annotation, cellular component: condensin complex. The record is from RefSeq and is marked provisional. NCBI's taxonomy places the organism in Eukaryota, Fungi, Microsporidia, Unikaryonidae. The coding region runs from base 1 to 1323 and encodes 440 amino acids. Gene Ontology annotation, molecular function: chromatin binding. The transcript has a single exon.
AUGUCUAACGAUGACCUAGGGACCUGGCUCAAGGCGGCUGCCGAGAACAAAAUCACCACAAAAAACACGUGGAAGUCGACCCUGAUAGAUCACUUUACAAAUAUAGAUGAGUUCCGAGAGAGGCAGGGAAUUAACUUUCAGAAGGCCAGCUGCACGCUGGAUGGGUGUGCUAAGGUCUAUUCAACGCGCGUCGACGAUGUGUCUGAAAAUGCAAUGAGGCUUCUAGAAGGCUCUGGGAGAGAAGAGGCCAGAAAGAAACAGGGCAAGAAAGUAAACAAAGUAACAAUAGAGAAGAACAUUUGCAACUUGAACAUUAAGGUGAGCUCAUCAAGGAGAUGUGUUGAUCCGAAGUUCCUAUAUCUGUCAUCGUUACCAGAAAAUACCCUGAUGAUCGAUUCCCUUGGUAUUUCGUCAGAUGGAGUACUUAGAAUGUCAUCAUGUAGGGAUGAGGGAACUGUAAUUGUGGAUGAUUUCAAGAUGUCCAUGGACUUUCCGAAGGGAUUGCUCAUCUCCCCCAGCAUAAGUGAAGACAAAGAGAUAAGGGAUAUAGUUAUGGAGCCCAUAGUAGAUAAUGAUGCAGAGGUCUCCGACGAGCAUGCUGGGUUCAGCGGUGACAACUUUGAGCUUCCGGAGAUCCUACCUCCCAGCAGCAACCAAAACCCUGUUUACAAGGAGAAUUCAUUUUCCUAUUUUAAGGGAUGGGCCGGGCCAAACCACUGGAAAGUACAGGCCAAAAAAGGGCGGAGCGGGACCCAAAAACAAAAGGAAGCAUCCUUUCUGGACUUUACGGAGACAGUUGAUUACGAAGGCAUGCUGGAGCCUGGAAACACCCUUUUUGAUCCGGCAUUUAUAGUGGAGCGCAGGGAAAGCCGGCACACACUGCCUCAAGACUUUAGGCUGGAAGUUGAAGACCUAUAUAGAUAUCUGGUAAGGGAUGGGCUCUUCUACAAAAAGGACCAGGCCAGUGCAGAAGAGGAGAUGUCCAUCGACCAUUCCCCCGCUUCAUGCGUCAUAGAGGAGCCAGAAGAUGAAUUUGUGGCCGACAUCCCUUCUCAGGGGAGCCAGAAGAUGCCCAUUCCAUUCAGAAAGACUCCUAAGAAAGUCAACAUCAAAAAGCUGAAAGACAGUGUGCUUGACUCUGUUAAAGGCGGAAGCACCAGCCUGCUUUCCAUAUUUGAAGGCAUACCUAAGGUAUACAAUGGAGAGGAAUCAAAGGACAUAUCUGUGCAUCUUUGCUUCAUUUCUCUUCUUCAUCUUGCCAAUGAGAAGAACAUUCAACUCAAGGCCGUGGGAAAUGACAUAGAGGUGCAGAUGCUCCAAUAG